Molecule: messenger RNA, 444 nt
Organism: Pelobates cultripes (western spadefoot toad)
Lineage: Eukaryota; Metazoa; Chordata; Amphibia; Anura; Pelobatidae
Source: the annotation of a GenBank genome assembly
AUGACACCAAACAUGAUGCCAUCCCUGCAAAAAUCAUCGGCACCUUCCUCUGCAUACCUCGCAGUAGAAGAGAGCACAAAAAUGGCGCCUCUGAAAGCAAAACCCACAGCAAGGGAGCAGACCCACGCGGCCCCAGCCACAGACCGCCACCUCCUCAAGCACGAACAAGGCGUCUACACUCAAACACACCACCAAGCUUUGGCCCAACAAGAGACCCACAGACCUGACCAGCAGUUCCAGAGGAGGCGGCCCAGAGCAAUACACCCUCUUGCAUGCCGAGGGCUGGAAGUAUCCCUCGCCCUGUUGCGCUACAGUAGAAACAAGCGGCCUACGGCACCCACCUGCUACCACCCUCCCAUCCCUGGGCAUCGGUUGAACUGUGCUACUCAUGGACUGCACUCGCACACUACAGGUAUACAGAGCGGCGCGGUCAAUGCGGAAUGA